Molecule: messenger RNA, 1131 nt
Organism: Danaus plexippus (monarch butterfly)
Lineage: Eukaryota; Metazoa; Arthropoda; Insecta; Lepidoptera; Nymphalidae
Product: histidine-rich glycoprotein-like
Exons: 3
Coding region: 86-478 (130 amino acids)
Source: RefSeq, a predicted model, not a curated record
UAUGAUGUUCCUUUCUUAGUGCAAACAUCAACUAAAAGGUGGCCAUGAUUUCUUCCGUGCAGUCGAUUUUCUUCAUUCAUACAUCAUGAAGCUUUUCAUAUUUAUAUCCCUUCUAAUAGCCGUUGAAAUGGCGUCAUCAACAAUUACCUUGGACAAACUAACAGAAAAAGUCCAAGCUGGUCUCAAGAUUUUAAAAGAAAAAGCCGUUACUAAGCUUCACAAAAUAAAGGAAGGGAUAGAUUUGAAGAAACUACAUCAGUUUCACGUGUCCCACUUUCUUCCCUAUGCUCAUAAGCAUUACGUUCAAGAACACUACCACAAAAAAACCCCUUUGAUCAUAGAUCCUUACCAAAUCCAUAGAUUACAGCACUACUUUGAGCCCCAUCACCAUAAGAUAUCACCAAUUCAUGUUCAUGGCUACCUCCACGAGUCGGCCCAUCAUCACCACGUACACGGACACCAUGUCAAACAUCAUUAAGUAAAACUAGAUUAAAAUUUGACUACAAAUAGUUUUAUGUCCAGUUAUAUAAGUUUAAGCAGUUGUUUGAUUAAUUGACUUUAAAAUAAUUUAUGUCAUUACAUAUCCAUUCAGUGAAGGCGGCCUUACGUUAGUUUUGUCUCAAAGCCAAAUACUAAAUCAAAAUAAAAAACGACGGUAGUUGGUAAAACGUUCAAACCUCAAUAAUUGCAACACUAUGCAUUAAUGUUGUAGCGAUAAAUGUAUUUAAUAAUGACUAUUGUAUUUGUACACAUGCAAACAUUAAGACGGGAAAUGUAAGCGUGAUACGAAUUACGUUUGCCUUUGAAGGAUUUAAUUUAUUCGAUUUGACGAAUAAUGAUUUAAUAUCGAUGAAAGUAAUAUUACUUUGUAAAUUUGUCAAUAGAUGAGUUUAAUUUAACUGUAAAAUACAAUUUUCUUUCAGUUUUUUUUAUAUGUAGUACUGAAAAACAGAACUUCAUUAUUCUGUUAAAUAUUAUAUAUUUUUUUUUCACACAAUGGACCUGUUGUGCUCAAUAAACUGACAUGAUUAUGGUUGUAUUCUAUUAGAACUAAUGAAUUUUCUUCUCAUAGUAAAGUUAGUACAAAGUUGUAGAUGUUUUUAUAAUUUUUAAUAAAAUAUGUCGAAUAUA